UGGGCAGAGGAAGGGCCCGGGAGAGCGAGGGGGGAGCCCUGGCCUGUCCCGCGCUCCGCCAGGGAACCAUGUUGCCCAGCAAGGCCGGAGGGGCCGGGAACGGCGCUGCCGCUGCCGCCUCCGCGCCUCCUCGCGCCAUGGUGGGCCUUGCCAGGGCUGCUUCCGCCCGGCUCCCCCGCGGAGGAAGCAGCGGAGGCCCGGCUCCUUCCCUCCGCGGCCCCGGCAACGGGACGGGCCGCUUCGAGCGGGAGCCUCGGGAGGUCUUGGGGCCGCCCAGCGGCAGCGAGGGCGACUCGGACUCGGCGGAGGACGAGGAGCAGCAGCAGCAGCAGCAGCCGCCGCCGCCGCCGCUGGUGGUGGGCGACAGGCGAGGGCUGAAGCGGACCUUGGCCGAGAUGGAGAUGGAGAUGGGGGCGGCGGUAGCGGGAGCCGCUUGCGGGGGACCCGAGGCGGCGUCGGCCUCGGCUUCGGGGGUCUACGGAGGAGGAGGAGGAGGAGGGGCCGCCGGAGGAGGGGUGAGCGGAGCCAAGCCCGGCAAGAAGACUCGGGGCCGGGUGAAGAUCAAGAUGGAAUUCAUCGACAACAAGCUCCGGCGCUACACCACUUUCAGCAAAAGGAAGACGGGCAUCAUGAAGAAGGCCUAUGAACUUUCCACCCUAACGGGGACGCAAGUAUUGCUGCUUGUGGCCAGUGAAACGGGCCAUGUGUACACAUUUGCGACGCGGAAACUGCAACCCAUGAUCACCAGUGAAACGGGGAAAGCACUGAUCCAGACAUGCUUGAACUCUCCUGAUUCCCCUCCUCGGUCAGACCCGACCACUGAUCAGCGCAUGAGCGCUACAGGCUUUGAGGAGACAGACCUCACUUACCAGGUGUCUGAAUCAGACAGCAGCGGAGAAACAAAGGACUCUCUGAAGCCUGCAUUCACAGUUACCAACCUGCCGGGCACAACGUCGACCAUCCAGACGGCACCCACCACCUCCACCUCCAUGCAGGUCAGCAGCGGCCCCUCGUUCCCCAUCACCAACUACCUAGCGCCAGUCUCUGCCAGUGUCAGCCCCAACACGGUCACCAGUGCCAAUGGGACAGUGCUGAAAACCACUGGAACCAGUGCAGUGACCUCUGGAGGGCUCAUGCAGAUACCCACCGGCUUCACCCUCAUGUCAGGUAGUGCUGUGGCUCAGCAAGUCCCCGUACAAGCCAUCCAGGUGCAUCAAGCCCCCCAACAGACGCCUCCCACCAGUGACAGUGGCACUGACCUCACCCAGACCUCUUCCAGUGGGACAGUGACCUUGCCAGCUACUAUCAUGACUUCAUCAGUGCCAACCACAGUGGGAGGCCACAUGAUGUACCCCAGCUCUCAUGCAGUGAUGUAUGCUCCAACGUCAGGCCUCGGGGAUGGUGGGCUUGCCGUUCUCAACGCUUUCUCCCAGGGGCCAUCAGCAAUGCAAGUUUCACACGGUCAGGUCCAGGAUCAGGGUGGUGUCCCUCAGGUGUUCCUUACAGCACCAUCAGGAACAGUUCAAAUCCCAGUCUCAGCUGUCCAGCUUCAUCAGAUGGCCGUUAUUGGGCAGCAGUCCAGCAGCAGUACCAACUUGACAGAGCUGCAAGUAGUCAACCUGGAUACGUCACAUAGUUCCAAGAAUGACUGAGCAACUCUGGGAGGACCUGGUGGGGGGAGGGAAGGAAGAGUGAACCUGGCAGGCAAACCUGCAGCACCACUGCCAUCGCCUCCAGCAUCUGUGCUCUGCAGAGCCUCAGGAUCUGUGCCACUCCUCAAGCUGCACCAGGAUCUUGGCGGUCCCUAUUUUUUGUAUGGACUCCGUCACUUAUUUAUUGUUGCCUUUUUCACAUUUUUUUUCCUUCUCUCACACUUUACACUGACUCAUAGACACACACACAUACACACACACACACACACAACACACUAAAAGUGGCUGCAAUGGCCAGCAGCAGGAGCUGAGCCUGGGCUAUUUGGGGUGAGAGGGAGCUUUGUUGCAUUUUGAAUGCUGCAUUUACUGUGCUUUUGUGUUUUGUUGGGUAGGGGUGGGUGGGUGUCAUUUUUCCUCUACACUCCAGCCAAAGAAAUUGUGUCUCACAGGUGGGAGAGUUUGCUCCCCUGUGUAUACACCACUUUGUUUUCAUUGGGGAAAGUCUUUCUCUCACUCUCACUUCCCGUCCUCAUAUAACCAUAGAAUGUCAAGCAACUUCCCCAGUUUUAUUGCCUGCAAGGCAGAGCAAGUGAGGCUGGAGGGAGACAUUGGAUUGCAGAAAGGCUCAAAGCCAUCAUAAAAAAGGGAGUUUCUUUUCAAUCAUAGACAUCCAUCUUGCCUUCCUUCUUCCUUCUAAUGGGGCAAAGUGCCCCCCUCUCUUUUCUCUUACUCCCAGGUUCAGGUCCUCCAGCUGGCUGCAGCAUUGUGCCUUCAAGCAAUCAGUGAUCCAUUGUGGGUUGGCCAUCACAGUGGCCUCUUGCCUUUACCCUCAGCUUGUGAAGAGGGAUUGUUGUUCCCACUGGCAUCCACCUUAGGCCGGGAGAGGGCAAAAAGCAGAGCAUCUUGAACUUCCUCCUAAAUUGUUCCUCUCCCAGAAUGUAUGUUUUGGUGGAUAGGAACAGAUUUGACUGGCUGCAUGGUAUGCCUGGCAACUCCUCCACUGUUUUGCUGCAAAGAAGAGUGUUUGUUAGCCACAUUUCCUUCUUGGAAACACAUUCAGUGACGCUUAAGCCUGGUAGCUGCAAUUGUUCCUUGCCCUGUUUGAUACUUGGGGAUAAUCGUCUCAGGAUUUGUUUUGGUAGUGCUUUUCUCUCAAGAAGAAAGAAGAGCUGAGUCUUGGGUUGCACCUGCACGGCAGAAAUAAUCCUGUUUUACACCAUUUUAACAGCCAUAGCUUGAUAGUAUGAAAUUCUGGGAUUUAUAGUUUUGUGUAAUAUUUUGCCUUCCCUGUCAGAGCUCUGGUGCCACAACAUACUACAAAUCCCAGGAUUCCUUAGGAUGGAACCAUGGCAGUUAAAGCAAUGUCGAACUGCAUUAAUUCUGCGGUGUGGCAGCUGUGAUAGUCCCUUUUAAUCAGAGAAUGGAUUUGGAAAACCUGUGUGAGUGGGGAAGUAUUUUAAAACUUGACUCAGUGGUCCAUCCCAAGGCAGUUUUACCCACAAAUGAAAUAAUAAUAAUAAUAAUAAUAAUAAUAAUAAUAAUAAUAAUAA
Messenger RNA from Sceloporus undulatus (fence lizard), 3202 nucleotides. It is a transcript of the gene SRF, whose product is annotated as serum response factor. Lineage: Eukaryota; Metazoa; Chordata; Lepidosauria; Squamata; Phrynosomatidae. Gene Ontology annotation, biological process: positive regulation of transcription by RNA polymerase II. Gene Ontology annotation, molecular function: serum response element binding; protein dimerization activity; DNA-binding transcription factor activity, RNA polymerase II-specific. The record is from RefSeq and is a predicted model, not a curated record.